Messenger RNA from Malaya genurostris, 2880 nucleotides. RefSeq lists its product as uncharacterized. The record is from RefSeq and is a predicted model, not a curated record. NCBI's taxonomy places the organism in Eukaryota, Metazoa, Arthropoda, Insecta, Diptera, Culicidae. Bases 567 to 2069 code for a protein of 500 amino acids. The transcript has 2 exons.
ACGGAACGCGCUGGCAGCUACACUCACUUGAUCGCCUAACGUCGAGGCGUACGUAUCGAAUUUUCCGUAGCUCCCGUCAAAUCAUUUUGGUGCGUCCGAAGGAACAGGGUUUUAGUAGUGCCUCGCGCUUGUUUGUAGGACCCGUCAGUACCGGUCUAGUACUGGAAGUGAACGAUUGGUGUUCGAUGCAAAAAACGGACAGUGAGUAUGUGUCCUUUCAUACGAAGCGAAUCCUGUGCGAGUGUGUGAUCCAAAGACAAAUGUGAACAGAGUGGAUUUGAUUUUAUGAAUAGAAUCUAACGGUACAUUGAAAUCGAUGGAAGGAGCGGUUCAUUUGUUUGCUCCAGUGCGGUGUGUGGAUUAGUGUGCGACAAACGAACGGUGCGUCCAGUGGGAUUAGUAAAAAAGGAUUACGAGUGAUUCGAGUAGUUCGAGGAACGGAUGAAAGAUAGUCCGUAGGAGUGUGUCGUUAUUUGAAUGCGGUUGGAUAACUGACAGCAGCAUCAGUGGAAGUGUAGUUAUUUCCUCUCUCUCUAUUGGAUGAUCCUUUGCCGGGCAACUACAAAAUGACAAUGUCGCAACUAUUGAAGCAAACGAAAAAGUGUUGCGUUAAGAUGAUCAGAAAAUUCUCGUUCCACCCGACCGGGUCCUCCUCGUCAUCGCCGUCGAGUGAACGGAACGGAGGUGGCACGUCCCUCGGUGGCCCUGGUGGCAUUAGCGGAGGUCGUUCGAUUUCGCUAAACAAUCGGACUACCGCCAAGUAUGUGCUGCAUAAAAAUUGUACCCCCACGCGGUGUAAAGUACAGCCCACCUCGCCGGACCGGUUCGCCAGGGCAAGCUCGACGACGGCCAGCUGGACGAACGGAACGGAAGAAUCACCCGCCGGUGUACGACGCAGGCUGGACCUGUCACCCAAGCCGGACGUGGAAAUUCCACCCACACAGAAUAACUACCGCGUCAGCAGGGACGGGAAGAACCUGCCGAAGAAGCGAACCAACAUUUGCAGCAAUAAGAAUGUGAAUCUGAGAAAGUGUUUCCGUCUGAGGAAGGGUUUCAAGGAUGAGCUGAGCAGCGAGGAGGUGAACAAUAGUAGUAGCGUAGUAUCGUCCAAGUUAGAUAAAAUAAGCAAGACUUUGUACAAUGUGGCGGGCGGCAGUGGGACGGAUGAGAACAAACUGUUUGGCGGUAUAAACGCCAAUAAUCUAGCCUCGCAAACAAAUGAGAAAAGCAAAAUUUCCAAGCCAUUGUUUUUGAGUGGGAAACAUAAAAAGUAUAACCAGAUAGAAACUCAAUUCGGUGCCGACGACGAUGAGGUGGACUACGAUGAGGACGAUGAGGACGAUGAGUUCGUGGCAUGCGAACUGGACGCCAUCCGGGAAGAAAAUAAUUCAUAUGACGGUGGUCGGUUACAGUUUGAGCUGAGUCAACCGCUUCCGGAGUUGGACGUGUCCCCGUUGUCCGAUGAAACCGUCGAUAACUAUGACGAAAUUGUGUUUGAAAAAGUGAAAUAUGACCGAAACAAGCGUUACCUGCGAAAUGGAACCACCAGCUCACCGUCCACGGCCAGUAAUCGAUCGCAUAAUGCCGAAAGUAUCCUGUCGACUAGCUUCGACAGCAAACCGGAUCCUCAUCUUACCCAGCUCAGUUCCGAUGUGACCAACAAAAGCGAAGACUUUGUAGAUCCAUGGCGAAACUACAAUGUGAACAGUCGUUGGAACAAGGUCGCCAAGAAUCCGUGGGACAUUGAGGCGCAACGAGUGGAAUCUCCGGCCAUGUCACCACUGCGACAUACCUCCUGGAAUCCGUUCACCGAGGAACCGGCCGAACCGAGCACUCCGCCCCAUCAGUUCGUUGGGAAGAAGUUUUCGCCGCCCUAUCAGGUUCGGACCGACAUUUGGCAAAAUUUGAACAACAAAAACUACGAAAUCGACUCGGAUGUCAUCUGGCGGACGUCGAACUCGUCGCGACGUACCUCUGCCAGCACGGUGGAAACCUGGAUCGAGGACGAAGUGUUCGACAAUUCCUUCAACGAGGAACUCGAACGACGGUGUGCCACCCUCAAGAUCUAGGCCCCGACCUGAAAUGACUCGACGGUGCAAUAAACGGACUGUUGAUGCGAGUGCGACCAGUGAACAAUGCAAACAGCAAUACUUGUGUCUUUUCUGCUUUCCUGAGAAAAGAUGACAACGUUAGCUUCCUCCCAUGGGUUGUGGGCCCUAUGGGAAAUCUAGUUCGAUAAUGAUAUGUUAAAAUUGGAGCUUGUGAUAUUAAUCUUUAUUUAUAGAAACAAAACAAAACAAAACAGAAACAACAGAAAAGUGAACAGAGCAAAUCUAAGUCUAGUUUAAUUUUUUUUAUAUAUAUCAAAAGAAUUGAGACUCUUUUUGUUUGCUGUUUUUGUGAUUUUAUUUUCUGUUAAAUGAACCAAUGAUCUCAUCUAGAUUGUGACUGUAUUGGUAGUUAUUAUAAUUUGCCUACUUAAUUCAUCAAGAAAUGCUUUAACUACAUUAAUUAAGUAAUGAAUAAAUUGUAAGCGCAAAUGGAACAAAAUUUCGAAAGAGCAGUAAAACAAAAACAUACACAACCUAAAACUGUUUAUCACACGAGAGGCGUUAGCUACAUGAAACAGGAAAAAUACAUGAGAAUCAAUCAAAUCAAACCUCUUUUUGCUAUUCCCUUCCGUUCGAUUCCCCCCCCCCCCCCCCCCAAUUUUGCUAAUACAUGCUGGUCCAAAACCGUAUCUUUCAAUCUGGGAAAGAACAGAGCUACCGAGUGUUUGAACGGAACGAACAAUAAGCGCAAACAAACAAAGCAGAAGAAACGAAUAACUACAAAAAGAAAAUUGCAACAGCAAAAAUAAAAAAGCAGAUAAAACAAAAA